Enhydra lutris kenyoni (northern sea otter) is the source of this 3180-nucleotide messenger RNA. RefSeq names its product forkhead box O3. The record is from RefSeq and is a predicted model, not a curated record. NCBI's taxonomy places the organism in Eukaryota, Metazoa, Chordata, Mammalia, Carnivora, Mustelidae. Gene Ontology annotation, biological process: regulation of transcription by RNA polymerase II. The transcript is spliced from 4 exons. Gene Ontology annotation, cellular component: nucleus; mitochondrial matrix. The coding region runs from base 216 to 2231 and encodes 671 amino acids. Gene Ontology annotation, molecular function: DNA-binding transcription factor activity, RNA polymerase II-specific; RNA polymerase II cis-regulatory region sequence-specific DNA binding.
UUGCGCGCCCCCUCCUCGCCGUGCCCCGGGUCCGCGCAGAAUUGUGCGUCCUCCCCCCUCGUCCCUGAAGGGAAGGAACUGAGGCGGCGGCAGUAGCGGCAGCGACUCCUGGGAGCCCGAGCCUUCGCGGCGCCCCCGUCCCUCCCCCGCCGCACCCCGCCCCGGCGCGAGAGGAGAGCGCGAGAGCCCGAGCCGCGGGCGGGCGGGCGGCGAAGAUGGCAGAGGCACCGGCCUCCCCGGCCCCGCUGUCUCCGCUCGAAGUGGAGCUGGACCCGGAGUUCGAGCCCCAGAGCCGGCCGCGCUCCUGUACGUGGCCCCUGCAGAGGCCAGAGCUCCAGGGGAGCCCGGCCAAACCCUCGGGUGAGACGGCCGCCGAUUCCAUGAUCCCCGAAGAGGAGGACGAUGAAGACGACGAGGACGGCAGCGGUAGGGCCGGUUCGGCCAUGGCGAUCGGCAGCGGCGGGAGCGGCGCGCUAGGCUCCGGGCUGCUCCUUGAAGAGUCGGCCCGGUUGCUGGCUCCCGGAGGGCAGGACCCCGGCUCCGGGCCAGCCCCCGCGGCAGGCGCGCUGAGCGGGGGGACGCAGACGCCGCUGCAUCCUCAGCAGCCACUGCCGCCGCCGCAGCCGGGGGCGGCUGGGGGCUCGGGGCAGCCGAGGAAAUGCUCGUCGCGGCGGAACGCCUGGGGGAACCUGUCCUACGCCGACCUGAUCACUCGCGCCAUCGAGAGCUCGCCGGACAAGCGGCUCACUCUGUCCCAGAUCUACGAGUGGAUGGUGCGCUGCGUGCCCUACUUCAAGGAUAAGGGUGACAGCAACAGCUCUGCGGGGUGGAAGAACUCGAUCCGACACAACCUGUCAUUGCACAGCCGGUUCAUGCGGGUCCAGAAUGAGGGGACCGGCAAGAGCUCUUGGUGGAUCAUCAACCCUGAUGGGGGAAAGAGUGGGAAGGCACCCCGGCGGCGGGCUGUGUCCAUGGACAACAGCAACAAGUAUACCAAGAGCCGUGGCCGCGCAGCCAAGAAGAAGGCGGCCCUGCAGACCGCCCCUGAGUCAGCCGAUGACAGUCCUUCCCAGCUCUCCAAGUGGCCAGGCAGCCCCACGUCACGCAGCAGCGAUGAGCUGGAUGCGUGGACGGACUUCCGCUCGCGCACCAAUUCCAACGCCAGCACUGUCAGCGGCCGCCUGUCCCCCAUCUUGGCAAGCACAGAGCUGGAUGACGUCCAGGAUGAUGACGCACCGCUCUCCCCCAUGAUCUACAGCUCAACUAGCCUCUCACCCUCUGUAAGUAAGCCAUGCACUGUGGAGCUACCACGGCUGACCGACAUGGCGGGCACCAUGAAUCUGAAUGAUGGGCUGUCUGACAACCUCAUGGAUGACCUGCUGGAUAACAUCACGCUCCCAUCGUCCCAGCCAUCGCCCACUGGAGGGCUCAUGCAGCGAAGCUCUAGCUUCCCAUACACCACCAAGGGCUCCGGCCUGGCUUCUCCAACUGGCUCCUUUAACAGCACGGUGUUUGGACCCUCAUCUCUGAAUUCCCUGCGCCAGUCUCCCAUGCAGACCAUCCAAGAGAACAAGCCAGCUACUUUCUCGUCCAUGUCACACUAUGGCAACCAGACACUCCAGGACCUGCUCACUUCAGACUCACUCAGCCACAGCGAUGUCAUGAUGACCCAGUCGGACCCCUUGAUGUCUCAGGCCAGCACCGCUGUGUCUGCCCAGAACUCCCGCCGGAACGUGAUGCUUCGAAAUGACCCAAUGAUGUCCUUUGCCGCCCAGCCUAACCAGGGGAGUUUAGUCAAUCAGAACUUGCUCCACCACCAGCACCAAACCCAGGGCGCUCUCGGUGGUAGCCGUGCCUUGUCGAAUUCUGUCAGCAACAUGGGCUUGAGCGACUCCAGCAGCCUUGGGUCAGUUAAACACCAGCAACAGUCUCCUGUCAGCCAGUCUAUGCAAACCCUCUCGGACUCUCUCUCAGGCUCCUCCUUGUACUCUGCGAGUGCAAACCUUCCCGUCAUGGGCCAUGAGAAGUUCCCCAGCGACUUGGACCUGGACAUGUUCAAUGGGAGCUUGGAAUGUGACAUGGAGUCCAUUAUCCGUAGCGAACUCAUGGAUGCUGAUGGGUUGGAUUUUAAUUUUGAUUCCCUCAUGUCCACACAGAAUGUUGUUGGUUUGAACGUGGGGAACUUCACUGGUGCUAAGCAGGCCUCAUCUCAGAGCUGGGUGCCAGGCUGAAGAAUCACUGAGGAAAGGGGAAGUGGGCAAAGCAGACCCUCAAACUGACACAAGACCUACAGAGAAACCCUUUGCCAAAUCUGCUCUCAGCAAGUGGACAGUGAUACCGUUUACAGCUUAACACCUUUGUGAAUCCCGCACCAUUUUCCUAACCCAGCAGAGACUGUUAAUGGCCCCUUACCCCGGGUGAAGCACUUACCCUUGGAACAGAACUCUCUAUAUAAAGUAUGCAAAAUCUUCCUUGUACAGGGUCAUGAGCCACCUGCCAGCGAAGGACAGCACCCUGUCAGCACCACCCACCCUCGUUCGGAGCACGCCGUGAGCUCCUGUGGGCGACUCUGUGGUGUAUUCAUAUCACGAUGGUUUAUGGGAUGUUUUAAGUGUCGUUUUUGUGUUUGUUUUCCUUUGACUUUCUGAGUUUUUCACAUGCAUUAACUUGCAGUAUUUUUAUGUUAAAAUGUUAAUCAUCCUUCCCCUGGCAAAUUUAAAAACAGAAGGAAAAUGUUGUACCAGUUACUAGUCUAGCUUUGGGCAUCACAAGCAUUUGAGCUCUUGGAACUCCAUAAACUAACAAAUUACAUAAACCAGAGGGGGAUUUUCUUUCUUUUGUUCUGUAGAAAACUAUCCUUUUCUAAAAACCGAACAGUGGCACAACUGUUUACCGUGCGCACCAGUCCAGGGCUGACCCCUGCACAGGCCCAGCGAAUGGAGGGCUGCAUGUGACCCAGUGUGUUUUCGUUCUGAGUCGGGGCUGGGGUCGGGGGGACCCCCAGCCCCUGGUCUGCAGUUCCAGAACACUCGGGCCUCUGGUCCCCUGGCAUUAUCCUCAGCUAAUGCAGUGAACAGUGAUGGUGUGCUGGUUAGAAAUUAGGGUCUUUUCAAGAAAUAAGUCCACUCCGCUGCCCACUCUUUGCCAAAUGCCACUAAGGGAUUUAGUUUUAAGGAGAAA